This is a messenger RNA of Cloeon dipterum, 1751 nucleotides long. It is a transcript of the gene Tango5, whose product is annotated as Transport and Golgi organization 5. Gene Ontology annotation, biological process: Golgi organization; autophagy. NCBI's taxonomy places the organism in Eukaryota, Metazoa, Arthropoda, Insecta, Ephemeroptera, Baetidae. The transcript is spliced from 8 exons. Gene Ontology annotation, cellular component: endoplasmic reticulum; membrane; endomembrane system. The coding region runs from base 243 to 1655 and encodes 470 amino acids. The record is from RefSeq and is a predicted model, not a curated record.
GUGACGUACAUGACGUGAUGGUUUGGAGAAAAGGAUAGCACUGAAUUGAUUGGAGUGAAAAUACAUUGCAAUGACUAUUCGUUUCUCAAGUUUUGAACGCAUUUCAAACGGUACAUAUAGAUCAUAAGUACGCCAUGAGUUUACCCGAGUCGUACUAAUUUACUCGUGACCGAAGAAUUUGCACGUUCGGCUGGUUGGUCCACUGUAAAAGGUGACGGCAUUUCUGAAGCCCAUCGCAGACCAUGGGUGCCUCUAGUGUCAAGAAAAAAACCAAAAGUAGUAGGGUGAAGCACGAGGAACCAGUGACACAAACGAAAGAGCAAAUCAAGGCUGAGCUUAAGCGAAGAGGGCUGAAGACUUCAGGCAAUAAGAUCGAACUGCUACAACGUUUGGAAAGUUGUUCGUCACCUUCAAUGUCGGGAGUGUCUCGUCGUUCCAAAUCUGACCCUCAGGUCAACGGGUCCACUAAACACAAGAUGGCAAUGGACCGAGAGGAGCUAAAAAAAGAGCGUGCCAGUCUUGUAUUAUGGCGUCACCCUCUCCGCACUUUGUAUUACGCCACUUUGGAGAUGGCUCACUUUUUAAAGUCGUCCCUUCAAAGGAUGCUGCAUCAUAGAGUAUUGAUGACAAUGGUUUUUCUCCUAACAGCGGCCAUUGCUUUUGUAAUUAACGUUCAAGGACCACACCAAAAGGUCAUAGAGCCAUUCCUCAAGAAUAUUUGGUGGUGCGUGUACUGGCUUGGCCUGGGGGUCCUUUCUUCAGUUGGCCUUGGCACUGGACUACAUACCUUCCUUUUGUAUCUUGGGCCUUAUAUUGCCUCGGUGACUUUGGCCGCGUACGAGUGCCAAAGCUUAGACUUCCCACAACCCCCAUAUCCUGAUGAGAUUAUUUGUCCGGAUCAGCCAAAUCUCCAUUGGGAUGCCUCUGCAUCUGUUUGGUCAGCUGUGCUGGCUAUAAUGGCGAAAGUGCGUCUCGAGGCCUUUAUGUGGGGCGCUGGUACAGCGCUAGGAGAGCUUCCACCCUAUUUCAUGGCCAGAGCCGCCAGGCUGUCAGGUGGAGCUGAUGAUGAUGAUGAUGAAGACGACGAAUUGAGAAACCUUGAAGAAUUGCAACGGAAGCAGCUCAAUCACGAAGACAUGACCCUCUAUGAGAGAGCCAAACUUGGAGUUGAAAAGAUCAUAGAGAGAGUUGGGUUCUUCGGCAUUCUUGCCUGUGCCUCGAUUCCAAAUCCACUCUUCGACCUAGCUGGAAUAACAUGUGGCCAUUUCCUAGUUCCAUUCUGGACUUUCUUUGGUGCGACCUUGAUUGGAAAAGCGGUUAUCAAGAUGCAUAUUCAAAAGCUUUUUGUUAUUAUUGCGUUCAAUGAACCGUUGAUUGAGGCUGCUGUGGCGAUGCUAGCUAAAGUCCCUUAUAUUGGGCCGAAAGUUCAAGAGCCUUUCAAAGAAUUUCUUGCCAGACAAAAGAGCAAGCUCCAUAGGAAGGUUGGAUCUUCGUCAUCUAGUGACGGUCAUUCACAAAGCUUCCUUGCAUCUGUUUUUGAGAAGCUCGUUAUUUCCAUGGUGGUGUACUUUAUCAUCUCAAUUGUUAACUCACUGGCUCAGGCGUAUCACAAGAGAAUUCAUAAACAAGAAAAUGCAAAGGUGGCCACAGACUAGUCAAGUGAGCUGUGCUUUAGUCAUUCCCCUUGUGAAGCAAAGUGAAAUCAACGUACAUUCCCUGUGCCCUGAAUAAAUUUUGUGUUGUUGAAAUAA